Messenger RNA from Monosiga brevicollis MX1, 972 nucleotides. RefSeq lists its product as uncharacterized. Lineage: Eukaryota; Choanoflagellata; Craspedida; Salpingoecidae. The annotation marks the transcript as partial. The record is from RefSeq and is a predicted model, not a curated record. The transcript is spliced from 2 exons.
AUGCGUCCCUUUUCGACGCUUGGGUGCCUGGCACUGGCCGGACUGCUUCUUUUCUCGGCCCCACAACCUGCCACGGCAACCUAUGGUAGCGACAAUCUCUUUUGUGCGUGGUACAACCCGUGUCAAAACGGUGCAACGUGCAGCUCAAACCUCUUGGGCGUGGUGUGCACCUGUCCCACGGGCUACACCGGUCUCUACUGUCAGAACGAGCCCGAGACGGGCAGGUGCGUCACCAAGCACAUCAUUGACAACUUUGAAGCUUGCAGCUACAGUAACGACGAUGGAACAGUCAGCUGGACCUCAGACUGGCAGGAAUCCGACCCAGAACACGGUGGUCCCAGCUCCGGGUUGGUCCGCAUCUUCGACGGAGAUCUUGCCCUCACCGGGCCCGCCUCUGGAGCAGGUGGCCCCAAAAUCACGCGAACCGUCGACUUGUCAAACACUCAGGACGCUCGCAUCGAGGUCAAGUUCCACUUUGAGGGAGAUGUAGAAUCAGGGGAUCAAGCCGCCCUCUACGUGCGCAAGGGCUCCCACUCUUUUAAGCGCAUUGAGACCUUUGACGUCAGCUGGUGCGGCAAGAGCAAGACCUUUAUCAAGACUUACGACAUCUCCGCCUACGCAGAUGCCGUCACCACCAUCAAGUUUCGAGUGGAGAGCGAACUUCGGCCCUCAAAUGAGUGGUUUGUCGUUGAUUAUGUCGCCGUCAUGUAUGAAAAGUGCGACGCUGGUGCCACCACCCGCGCCCCCGCCACCACCCGCGCCCCUACCACCACCACCACCACCACCACUACACGGGCUCCCACCACCACCCCUAACCCCUGCGACUCGCACACUUGCAAAAACGGCGGUACCUGCCGCAUUUCCAACGGUCGUGCGUACUGUGACUGCAAGGAUGGCUACUCCGGGUCCCAGUGCGAGACUCGUAUCACCACCACGCCCACCCCAACCACCAAAUGGGACCCGUGCAACUCG